GGGUUUGUUGUUCUCUGUUCUGUUACCUCAAAAGAAGACUUCAGAACAAUCCAACAGCUGGCUCACCUUCUGGAGAAAUUUAGGGAGGACGUAGGAAAAUUAAUUCUAAAAAAAUCAUUCCCUCUUCACUCCGUCCCCUGAUUAGAUUCUGUUUACUGUUCAGGUUUAAUGAGGGCACUGGAAUCAUUCUGGUGGCACUGGAAAGAUUAAGGUUGAACUGGAAGUAUCCUGAUGGGCACUGGAAAUAUUCUGGUGGCACUGGGAACAUAACUUGGGUCACUGGACACAUUGUGGGGCCCGGUGAAGGGUUUCGUCGGUCACUGGAGACCAGAGGGGCAGUGGAUCCGGCCGGAUGACACAGGACACCGCGGUGUUGGGUGACGUCACGGUGAUGUCACAUGGGGGUCAGAGAGCACCUUAAGGUGCUGAGCGGAGAGACGACGGGCAGAUCCUCUCCUCGACUCGCCCACGCCCGUGGUAAGACCUGCACCUCUCCGGGGAAACCUCGUUACGCCGCGACCAAUUAGUCUGUUAAUAAGGAGAGUUGCGGUUGUGUACCUAAGUGGAGUUUGAACUGUUCCUCUGUCCAGGAACCUGCACCACCUCUCCUCCACCUCGUCUCCACCUCUGCUCCACCUCCUCUCCACCUCGUCUCCACCUCCUCCACCUCUUCUCCGGCUCGUUGGUCUCAGCAGGAUGGAUUACCGAGGAACUGUCCGUCCCUUCGUCAACUUCAACCCAAAAUCAGAUGCCGAGUUCCUGAACAAGGCUAUGAAAGGAAUAGGAACGGACGAGGAUGCGGUGCUGAUGCUGCUGACGGCUCGUAGCAACGGCCAGCGACAGGAGAUCAAAGAGGCCUAUAAGAAGAGCUACAAGAAGGACCUGGUGAGCCAUCUGAAGUCUGAGCUGGACGGUUUGUUUGAGAGUCUGAUCGUAGCGCUGAUGACCCCCCCGAUCCUCUACGAUGCCUCGCUGCUGAACAAGGCCCUCAAGGGUGCAGGGACGAACGAUGAGGUUCUGAUCGAGGUCCUGGCGUCGCGGAGCCCAGAGCGGCUGAAGGAAGUCAUCAAGACCUACAAGAAAGAGUUUGGCGGGAAGCUCGAGAAAGACAUCAUGAGCGACACGUCGGGCCACUACGAAAAACUCCUGCUAGUCCUCCUUCAGGGGAGCAGGGAAGAAGGGGUUAACGAGGGAAAGAUUGAGAAAGACGCCAAGGACCUGUUUGAGGCAGGAGCCUCCAAGGUGGGAACAGAUGAAGAGGUGUUCAUCUCCAUCCUGGGCAAGAGGAGUCAUGAACACCUCAGACUGGUGUUCGCUGCCUAUAAGAAGCUGGCCGGGACUGACAUCGAGGAGAGUAUCAAGAGCGAGACCACCGGUAACCUGGAGAACCUCAUGGUGGCCAUCGUGAAGUGCGUUCGAAGUGUUCCCGCCUAUUUCGCUGUGUCGCUUUAUGGAUCCAUGAGGCGUGCGGGGACGGACGACGGGACCCUGAUCCGGGUCAUGGUGUCCCGGAGCGAGGUGGACAUGUUGGACAUCAGAGAGGUCUUCUGCCAAACCUACAAAGUGUCGCUGUACAACACCAUCCAGGAGGACACCAAGGGGGACUAUGGGAAGGCUCUCCUCUACCUCUGCGGUGGGAACGACCGCGCCAGAGACUUCUGAUGAUGCCCCCUCUGGGAACGGGACCUGGGCCGGGACUGGGACCUGGACCGGGACCAGGACCGGGACCGAGACCACCUCCUCAUCGACCCCCGUCUGUUGUCGUGGACGUCAGCCAUAUCCGGGAGUUUCAGAGCGAUGACCCCAUCACAUCUCAAGCUUCCCUCUGAACUUCUUGAGCUUUAAUGAGCCCGUAUCAUCUAUACAUAUUAAAUCUAACGAUAUGAAGGAGAUUCAUGGUGUGUCGCUGGGCUCUGUCCUCGUUUUUAUCUCAUUAAAUGUCUGUUUGGUUAACGUU
Messenger RNA from Gadus morhua (Atlantic cod), 1957 nucleotides. RefSeq names its product annexin A5a (gene anxa5a). Lineage: Eukaryota; Metazoa; Chordata; Actinopteri; Gadiformes; Gadidae. The transcript has 12 exons. Gene Ontology annotation, molecular function: calcium ion binding; calcium-dependent phospholipid binding; phosphatidylserine binding. Gene Ontology annotation, cellular component: nucleus; vesicle membrane; cytoplasm. The record is from RefSeq and is a predicted model, not a curated record. Bases 697 to 1662 code for a protein of 321 amino acids.